Cheilinus undulatus (humphead wrasse) is the source of this 1701-nucleotide messenger RNA. RefSeq names its product keratin-associated protein 16-1-like. Lineage: Eukaryota; Metazoa; Chordata; Actinopteri; Labriformes; Labridae. The record is from RefSeq and is a predicted model, not a curated record. The coding region runs from base 1 to 1701 and encodes 566 amino acids. The transcript is spliced from 2 exons.
AUGAUCAAACUGCUAAUGAACACAACUGAACACAAAGACCGAUUCCACCCAGAUGUUCCUCAGCAGCAGCAGCGUGCCGUACCAGUGAGCCCUGCUCAGUGUCCCACAAAGAGAUCAGACUGGGGUGGACCGCCCGUCCACAAAUCUUCAUGUGUUUCUGCUGCUGUCACCUGUCCACCUGUCCACCUGUCCACCUGUCACCUGUCCACCUGUCACCUGUCCACCUGUCACCUGUCCACCUGUCAACUGUCCACCUGUCACCUGUCCACCUGUCCACCUGUCCACCUGUCAUCUGUCCACCUAUCCACCUGUCACCUGUCCACCUGUCACCUGUCCACCUGUCCACCUGUCAUCUGUCCACCUGUCCACCUGUCACCUGUCCACCUGUCAACUGUCCACCUGUCAACUGUCCACCUGUCAUCUGUCCACCUGUCAUCUGUCCACCUGUCACCUGUCCACCCGUCACCUGUCCACCUGUCAUCUGUCCACCUGUCACCUGUCCACCUGUCCACCUGUAACCUGUCCACCUGUCACCUGUCCACCUGUCACCUGUCCACCUAUCACCUGUCCACCCGCCCACCUGUCACCUGUCCACCUGUCCACCUGUCCACCUGUCACCUGUCCACCUGUCACCUGUCACCUGUCCACCUGUCAACUGUCCACCUGUCACCUGUCCACCUGUCCACCCGUCAACUGUCCACCUGUCCACCUGUCAACUGUCCACCUGUCCACCUCUCACCUGUCCACCUGUCAACUCUCCACCUGUCACCUGUCCACCUGCCCACCUGUCCACCUGUCCACCUGUCCACCUGUCAUCUGUCCACCUGUCAUCCGUCCACCUGUCACCUGUCCAUCUGUCACCUGUCCACCUGCCCACCUGUCCACCUGUCCACCUGUCACCUGUCCACCUGUCAACUCUCCACCUGUCCACCUGUCCACCUGUCAUCUGUCCACCUGUCACCUGUCCACCUGUCCACCUGUCCAACCAUCAACUGUCCACCUGUCCACCUGUCAACUGUCCACCUGUCCACCUCUCACCUGUCCACCUGUCAACUCUCCACCUGUCACCUGUCCACCUGUCCACCUGUCCACCCGUCAACUGUCCACCUGUCAACUGUCCACCUGUCCACCUCUCACCUGUCCACCUGUCAACUCUCCACCUGUCACCUGUCCACCUGUCAUCUGUCCACCUGUCACCUGUCCAUCUGUCAUCUGUCCACCUGUCACCUGUCCACCUGCCCACCUGUCCACCUGUCCACCUGUCACCUGUCCACCUGUCAACUGUCCAUCUGUCAUCUGUCCACCUGUCACCUGUCCACCUGUCCACCUGUCACCUGUCCACCUGUCAACUGUCCACCUGUCACCUGUCCACCUGUCCACCCGUCAACUGUCCACCUGUCCACCUGUCAACUGUCCACCUGUCCACCUCUCACCUGUCCACCUGUCAACUCUCCACCUGUCACCUGUCCACCUGCCCACCUGUCCACCUGUCAUCUGUCCACCUGUCAUCUGUCCACCUGUCACCUGUCCACCUGUCAACUGUCCACCUGUCACCUGUCCACCUGCCCACCUGUCCACCUGUCCACCUGUCACCUGUCCACCUGUCAACUGUCCACCUGUCCACCUGUCACCUGUCCACCCGUCACCUGUCCACCCGUCACCUGUCCACCUGUCCACCUGUCCGCCUGUACCGUAGCAUGA